AUGGCGCGACAUGGAUUCACUGGCCUGGCCCUCUUUGCCUGGCUAACCAAACUCCCCUCCGGGCUGGCGAACCGCUUUGCUGUUCAGGAGGCCAAGAGCACGGGUGAGCGAUGCUGCUGCAACAUCUCGACCGAAGCUGGUCAGGACACCUUGUCUUGCGAGCCUACGCAAGCUGUGACGAGCUUCAUGGUCUCCUUCUGCCCCGGGUCGCUGACGUACGCGAACGACUUCCUGCCCCCAGCGGCCAGAGCGGCCUGCAACACCUCUUCAGCUCUUGGCCCAAGGGCACAGCCCUGCAGAGGCCCGACUGCGUCGUGCGACUGCGCUGAGACGGUGGAUGCGCGAGCGCCAAGCAACGGUCUCGUGAAGGGGCGAGUGCUGACACCGUCGGCUGAGCGCAUAGUCGCGGGCUUCUUCGGCCUUCACUACGCCAGCUACAGCGGGAGGAGGUUCCUAGAGGUAUGCGUUGGGAUGUUCCCGCUUUAUGCGAACAGUCCUUUUAAGAGGGGUCCCAAGGUAUGCCCAAAGUGGCGCUUCUUUGCUUGA
This is a messenger RNA of Symbiodinium natans, 546 nucleotides long. Lineage: Eukaryota; Dinophyceae; Suessiales; Symbiodiniaceae. The record is from the annotation of a GenBank genome assembly.